AUGCCUGACAAAUCUUUCGCUGUCUCAUCGAAUGGUCGACAAUAUUUGGCUGCCAAACGUCUGUAUAGUGAACAGCAAAGAAUCGUUGUCGAGUCUCCAUGCGAAAUGGACUUCAGCUUCUUUCCAAUGGAUCGGGUUAUGUGCACGACAAUCUUCGAGAGCUAUUCUUUCAACGUUGGAAAGGUGCGGCUUCAUUGGAAACGGCAAGGCCAACCGGUUGAGUUUAUAGACGAAGUGAAACUGCCUGAUUUUCACAUGACCACAUUUAUACACGAAAAAGCGACUUUUCAAUAUCCUGCAGGAGUAUGGGAUCAGGUUUCUUAUGUGAAAGGUUUGGAUCUGUUCAUGUUCGGCUGUGUCGGAUACAUUUUCUUAUCCAUAGUCGAACUGGCAGUGGUUGGAACGCUCGAGAAUAAGAAACCGAGAUCUAACGAAGAUUUCAUGACUGAGGAGGAGAUCAAGAAGAACGUCUUUCAGAGGACAUUCUCAUCAAAAAGCUUUCGCUCAGGCUAU
Messenger RNA from Ostertagia ostertagi, 513 nucleotides. Lineage: Eukaryota; Metazoa; Nematoda; Chromadorea; Rhabditida; Trichostrongylidae. The record is from the annotation of a GenBank genome assembly.